AAGGUAAACAUUAUGCAUUUGAUUUGCAAAUGUUACGUCUCUAGUUUAUGUUCAUUUUUUGCCCACUGUCAAUUGCCACCAAUUAAUCAGUUCUACCUUUUUGUACGUUAGAAAUACAUUGUAGACCAGACAUGUACUUAUUCCCACGCCUAGUAGAAUGUCCCCAGGCUUUUUAAUUGGCUUCACGUCACUCUGAAUGAAGACAUGAUUCAAUGACCGACCUUGGUCUCGCCUAUACCAGUGUCUCACCGAUCUAGGCCACAUCAUGUGAUUCGACGCCUCAAAAACGUUGAUCCAUACAUGUAUACAUAGGUUGUAUGACGAAUCUUCACCACAAUGGCUCGUAAGAAAGACCUGAGAUUUCUCUCCUGUCUCGUUGUAUUCAUGGUCAUGUGCCUGGCCAUGUACUUGGUCAUACUGAGUCAGCCAAAAAAGCACGGUCACAAACCGUCUAAGAAACACCUCAUCCAUAAAAAGUCGCGUUCAGAGAGUCAGCCGAGCCCAGCAAGCUUGUCGCACAACAACAAUGUCCUCCCCCAACAAAAAUCACAUCCUCAACAGUGCACAGAGAAGAAGCGGAUUGCGCUGUUGAAAAAUCACAAAGUCGGAGGCGACACGGUCAAGAACAUCCUGAACCGAUACGGCUACAACAAGAAUCUUACCUUCCUCAUCCCUAGAAGCUUUGCUCCGAGCUUAGCUUAUCCCUACAAUCUCAACCCGAACACGGUCAUAGGCCGCCCUCCCAACAAAACAUACGACAUCUGGGUCCACCAUGCGGUCUUCGAGAGAGACGUCUUCAGGAAAUAUUUUCCGAACGAUACCGUCUUCUUAACCAUCUUAAGGAAUCCGCUGAGUCACUUCAAGUCAGUGUGGAACCACUACCAACUUAGGAAGAAAUUCGGCAUCCCAACGACUAAGAUAGACUCCAUUCUUAUGUUCCUGCGAGAGCCGGCUAUAUACGAUCCUAUAUGCGGUCACGGGUCACACGAGCCACUGUGCUUUACACAAAACUCCAUGGCCGCCGAUCUCGGCUUUCCACUGAAAGACAACGAAAAACUCCAGUCAUUAAAAAGCGAGAAGACCAGAAUGGCGAUGGCUCAAAAGUUUGUACAGAGAAUUCAAGAAGACUUCCCGUUUGUCAUGAUUAUGGAAUAUUUCGAUGAAUCCUUGGUGUUACUGAAACGAAUGAUGUGCUGGUCUAUGAAGGAUAUCGUCUACUACAGCGUCAACUCUAAGAGAUAUUCGUACAAGCACGUCGAAAUCGAGGGGAAAGACAAGGAAAGACACGAGGAGUGGAACUACGUGGACUAUGCCCUCUACGACCACUUUAAUAAGACGUUUUGGCAGAAGGUGGGAGAGGCGGGGAACGGUUUCUGGGAGGAGGUCCGUUUCUUCCGGAUGGUGAACGAGAAAAUGCGAGAUCACUGCGCCGCUUUGAUCCAGAAGGGUGCCCCGUGUUCUCGGUACGGAGCUACGCUUGAAGUCAGCGACACACAGUGGGGACCAGGCUUCACAAUAGAUAGGGAAUUCUGCUUGCUAGCCAGGAGGGGACUGAGAUGCCAUUUUACAUUACAAGCAGAGAGGUUAACUAGAGCUCUCGGUCUCAGAAGCAAAGGAACACACAAGAGCGCUCUAAAUGCAGCAGAGAAGGAACUAAACCGCCACUGUAAUUACUGUCAACUUAAGAUUAGGUGUAACAAGGAAGACUACUUGGCCCACUUCUACAGAGAGGGUUAUAUCAGCGCACGGCAGUACGGUGAAUUCAAGAAAAUUUCCUUUCCUAAACUUUCAAGUUGUUCACUCCCUCCUACAGUACUGAGACCGGAAUCCCAACAAAAAUUAACUCGAUAAGAGUAAAUACUCUUCUUAUAAGAGCGUAAAAGGGUAAAAUAAAUUAAAACUAUUAAACCUAAUAAAAUAUAAAUAAAAUGAGCAGAUGUAUGAGCAGAUUAGGUAUAUGUUUAUGCUAUAUGAAUACAUAUUACUACAAAAACACACAUUCGAUUCAAAAGUCCAUUCAUGUUGUAAAAUUAAGUCUAUUUACGAAGAAUCAAGCUCUAAGCUAUGGGAGAGAGUGGGUGAGCUCUACAUUUGGGCCUGGCGAAAUGUGUACGUACUGCAGAAAUCGUUGCCAUUUUUAGAAACCAACGUAUCCGUCCGUGGCGACAUUCAGUUGUGACGUCUGCGAAUGACAAGUUUUUUUAUUAUUUCCCAGACGAGACAAGUUGCACGUGUUACAUGACUAGACGGUCUGUGCUACACGUACUACCUACUACACACAUUAUUACCAAAACAUACAUGUACGUCAUGGUAUGACGGACACCGUCUUCACAUUCCAAUGCAGCCGAU
Molecule: messenger RNA, 2349 nt
Organism: Branchiostoma belcheri (Belcher's lancelet)
Lineage: Eukaryota; Metazoa; Chordata; Leptocardii; Amphioxiformes; Branchiostomatidae
Product: galactose-3-O-sulfotransferase 3-like
Exons: 3
Coding region: 337-1851 (504 amino acids)
Biological process (GO): glycolipid biosynthetic process
Cellular component (GO): membrane
Molecular function (GO): galactosylceramide sulfotransferase activity
Source: RefSeq, a predicted model, not a curated record